AUGGCACCCGGGUAUGAUGUAGAUGACGACGCUGCCCACCUUCUCGUCGCCGGGAACGGCAACGCGGCGAAGUCUAUUCCCACAGGGACCGUCGACGACGAGCUGUUCGCAAAGGUCUUACCACGGGUAGACAACGGGGCCAUUCACGCAGCACGGCUUGCGUUUGGUGACGAAUCCGAAGAUGAGAGCGAGGACGAGGUCCGUCGACCCCAGCGAGGCCGUUCUCUGUCCGAGUCUAGCAUCAUGGUGGGAGCUGUCGGAAGCCACUCCGAAAGGGAUACGGCCAUACCAGUAGAGGCCAGGGAAGCUUCCCGCCCGGGAAGAGACAGCAUGGAGUUUAACCCUCCCGCCCGUCCUUUGUCUCGGGGCGACUUGAUGCCCCCCGAUUUCUCCCAUUCAAGGCCCGAUAGGGAUAUCGUCGCCGUUCCUGCUCGAGGCUCAUCUCGCCCCGAUCGAGGCAGCAUUGAUAGCAGCGGUCGGAUCGCGUCUCGUCGAGAUUAUAACAUUCCUCAACGGCCCCCUCGCGCCGAAGACAUUGAGGCCGCAAGAAGAAUUCUGGCGCAGGCUGGAGAGGGCGACUAUUACUCAUCCAAAUCUCCCCGAGGGGCGGCUCACUCCUCUCCGCGAGCUGCUCGCUCAGCAACACCUCCGCCCAUCGGCCGACCCCACAGGAGAAUCAUCUACGACGAAUCUGACGAGGAGGACGACGGAGACUUCAGCGACCGUAACUAUCACGACGAAAUUCGGGACGAGGUGCGCGAUGCUAUAGUGGCAACCCCAGUUACCGCCAUCCACUUGCCGAUAGAAGACAGGUCUAGAGAUUCAUCCAGACCACCGGCAUCGCACCACCGGCACAGCCGCAGCAGCAGACCCGUAACCUCGAGGCAGUCGUCUCGUCAAUCUUCCCAGCCACCACCCGUUUCGCGCGCCGGCGCAUCUCUCGCGGCCCACAAGCGAGAGCUGCGGACACCUGUUCUCGAUCAGCAUCGCUUGUACCAGGAUGCGGAGCCACCACCAAUUAGCCAGAGACGUCCCGAUCCCCCACGCUCACGCCGCACGACAUACAAACUGUACAACAUGGACGACGAUCAGGAUCAAGACUACAGCGUAAAGAAUGGGCUGGCGGCGAGGCUCACGCCGGAUUACAGACCAGAGACGGGCGACAGGCGGGCCAUGAGCGACGAUUCAAUCUCCAUUUCGCGACAGUCCACAUCCAAGCAUAGCGUCACCAGCAAUGGCUCCGGAUCGAACCGCACCGUCGAUUUCUUUGGGCCUGGAAUCUUCCAAGUUGUUUUACACAACCCAACAACUUCCCACCAGCUGCUGAAGUUCGCCGAAGCUAGAUUCUGCAGCGAAAGUGUCGAGUUUCUCAAAAAGGUCGAGCAGUACCACACGACCCUGAAUGAUCUUGCGGGUAUCAUGACAUCAAUCCAUAAGGACUUCCUCUCCGAGAGCUCGUCGAAACAGAUCAACGUCAAUGGCGAAAUGAGGAAGCAGGUUCACGUCGACAUGAAGGCACUCAUGACCAAGACGCUCCCGUCGAUGGAAUCUUUGUUCUCUGAUCUUCAGGAGAGUGUCGAGCAAGAUGUUUUCUUGGAUAUUUAUCCCCGUUUCGUGCGCUAUCAAAUGGCGCUCAAUGCAACAAGGGCUUUGGCUACAAACCGACACACAUACCAGGGACUCGGCGACUGCUUUUGUUUGACAAACCCGUCAAUUGCGGACAACCCGAUCUUAUUUGCCUCGGACGGCUUUGUCAAAGUCACAGGUUAUACGCGCCCCGAAAUCAUUCCACGAAACUGCAGAUUCCUCCAAGGAGCACACACCGAUCGGGUCCCAAUUCGUCGCCUGAAGAAUGCUAUCGAUGAGCGGAAGGAAUCUGUCGAACUCAUUUUGAACUACAAGAAAAAUGGAGAUCCUUUCUGGAAUCUGCUCUACGUCGCUCCCCUCUACAAUGAAGCAGGCAAGCUAGCUUUCUUCAUUGGUGGCCAGAUCAACUGCUCCACAACCAUCCAUAGCAACGUGGAUGUUAUGAGAGUACUCUCAACCUCGACCAAUGACGAUACCCAAGACGAAACUAAAGCGAACGCACCGCCCAUCCACCGGGCCAGCUCGAUGCCCUCCGCACGUAAAGCAUUCCUCAAAGCCCUGGGCGUACGUGUGGACAGCAACAACGCGCCGACUACGGUCACUGCCGAAGCAGGAAUGGAAAACAAGCUUCUGCACCGCAUGGAGGGUCAAAGUCUGAAUGCGCAGAUGAAGGAGUUUUACACUGCGUACUCAAAGUACUUGGUUUUGAGCUACGAUUCCUUCAUCAUCAGGUUCUAUUCUGAGGGCGUGAUGGAGAUGCUUCACCCCGCAAACAACACCAUCGGCCUGGUCACCGGCCAGGAAAUCUUCCGCUUCUUUAAGCAAAACAUGGUAAACCACCAAUCGGACUACAAGGCCCGCGUGCGCAGCGCCAUUCGUUCCGGCUCGCCAAUCUCGAUGGAGAUUCGGCUGCAGACCCGACGCAGUGCUCUCUUCCGGGGAGACGAAAAGUUUAUUACGCACUGGACGCCGUUGAAGGAUGAUAAGUCUGCCGUGCACUACGUCGUUCUUACAAUGGCGCCGGCGAUUCAGUGA
Messenger RNA from Colletotrichum gloeosporioides, 2622 nucleotides. Its product is annotated as Blue-light-activated histidine kinase 1. The record is from RefSeq and is a predicted model, not a curated record. Bases 1 to 2622 code for a protein of 873 amino acids. Lineage: Eukaryota; Fungi; Ascomycota; Sordariomycetes; Glomerellales; Glomerellaceae. The transcript is spliced from 5 exons. Gene Ontology annotation, cellular component: nucleus.